Molecule: messenger RNA, 8463 nt
Organism: Lynx canadensis (Canada lynx)
Lineage: Eukaryota; Metazoa; Chordata; Mammalia; Carnivora; Felidae
Gene: VCPIP1
Product: valosin containing protein interacting protein 1
Exons: 3
Coding region: 275-3946 (1223 amino acids)
Biological process (GO): endoplasmic reticulum membrane fusion; protein K11-linked deubiquitination; protein K48-linked deubiquitination
Molecular function (GO): cysteine-type deubiquitinase activity
Source: RefSeq, a predicted model, not a curated record
UGUCUGAGAGAGAGAGAGAGCGAGAGUGAGUGAGUGUGAGUGCUGGGUAGGGUGGUGGCCGUUACGUUCGGGGCAACGGCUACGGCAGUGGAGAAGUAAGAAGAGAAACAACGUCCGGCGCUUCCGCCUUCGCUUAGGAGGAGGAGGAGCUGGUAGGGAAAGGAAAGUGAUUCGUCCUGGGCCUGGACUAGACAGAGUCGGGCCGGUGGGUGUCUGGGCUAUGAGCCUUUGAGGGUCGCUUGGGACGCGGAGCGAGACACGAGAGCCGAGAGGUAUGUCUCAGCCGCCGCCGCCGCCUCCGCUGCCGCCGCCACCUCCUCCCCCUGAGGCUCCGCAGACUCCGCCGUCCCUGGCGGCGGCGGCGGCGGCGGCUCCUCCGGGGGGGCUCUCGAAACGGAGAGACCGGAGAAUCCUCUCUGGGAGCUGCCCGGAUCCGAAGUGCCAGGCGCGUCUGUUCUUCCCGGCCUCCGGUUCUGUCAGCAUCGAGUGUACCGAGUGCGGACAGCGGCACGAGCAGCAACAGCUGCUGGGGGUGGAGGAGGUGACCGACCCGGACGUAGUGCUACACAACCUGCUGCGGAACGCGCUGCUUGGGGUGACAGGGGCACCCAAGAAGAACACGGAACUGGUAAAGGUGAUGGGCCUUUCUAACUACCACUGCAAAUUGUUGUCGCCCAUAUUAGCUCGCUAUGGAAUGGAUAAACAGACAGGCAGGGCUAAGCUUCUCCGGGACAUGAACCAGGGCGAACUGUUCGAUUGCGCUUUGCUAGGUGACCGCGCCUUCCUCAUCGAACCAGAGCAUGUUAACACAGUGGGCUAUGGCAAGGACCGCUCCGGAAGCCUCCUGUAUUUGCAUGACACACUUGAGGACAUCAAGCGGGCCAAUAAAAGCCAGGAAUGCCUCAUUCCAGUUCAUGUGGACGGGGAUGGACACUGCUUGGUGCAUGCUGUGUCCCGUGCUCUAGUAGGCCGGGAGCUCUUCUGGCAUGCCUUGAGAGAGAAUCUUAAACAGCACUUUCAGCAGCACCUGGCCCAAUAUCAAGCCCUGUUCCAUGACUUCAUUGAUGCCGCUGAAUGGGAGGAUAUUAUCAAUGAGUGUGACCCUCUGUUUGUACCACCUGAGGGUGUUCCCUUGGGCCUGAGGAACAUCCACAUAUUUGGCCUUGCCAAUGUAUUACAUCGCCCUAUUAUUCUGCUAGAUUCUCUCAGUGGCAUGAGAAGCUCUGGUGAUUAUUCAGCCACCUUUCUGCCUGGGCUCAUCCCUGCAGAGAAGUGCACAGGGAGAGAUGGUCAUUUGAACAAACCAAUCUGUAUUGCAUGGAGUAGCUCUGGUAGAAACCAUUAUAUCCCCUUGGUAGGCAUAAAAGGGGCUGCUUUGCCCAAAUUGCCUAUGAAUUUGUUGCCUAAAGCAUGGGGUGUGCCUCAGGACCUUAUUAAAAAGUACAUUAAACUUGAGGAGGAUGGUGGUUGUGUUAUUGGAGGAGACAGAAGUUUGCAGGAUAAAUACUUACUUAGGCUUGUGGCUGCUAUGGAAGAAGUCUUUAUGGACAAACACGGUAUCCAUCCUAGUUUGGUUGCUGAUGUCCAUCAGUAUUUCUACAGGAGGACUGGGGUGAUAGGAGUUCAGCCUGAAGAAGUUACAGCAGCUGCUAAAAAAGCAGUAAUGGAUAAUCGCCUUCACAAAUGUUUGCUCUGUGGUGCCCUUUCUGAACUUCAUGUUCCUCCAGAGUGGUUGGCUCCAGGAGGGAAACUGUAUAACCUGGCAAAAAGUACUCAUGGACAGCUGAGGCCUGACAAAAAUUAUAGCUUUCCCUUGAACAAUUUAGUUUGCUCAUAUGAUUCAGUGAAAGAUGUUCUGGUACCAGACUAUGGAUUGAGUAACCUGACAGCCUGUAAUUGGUGCCAUGGCACAUCUGUGCGAAGGGUCAGAGGAGAUGGGUCUAUUGUGUAUUUGGAUGGGGACAGAACUAAUUCUAGGUCCACUGGUGGCAAAUGUGGUUGUGGAUUCAAACAUUUUUGGGAUGGUAAAGAGUAUGACAAUCUACCAGAAGCUUUUCCUAUUACUUUGGAAUGGGGUGGAAGAGUGGUCAGAGAAACAGUAUAUUGGUUCCAGUAUGAAAGUGAUUCAUCUUUGAAUAGUAAUGUUUAUGAUGUUGCAAUGAAACUUGUUACCAAGCACUUUCCAGGUGAAUUUGGGAGUGAAAUCCUAGUUCAGAAAGUUGUCCAUACUAUACUGCAUCAGACUGCCAAAAAGAAUCCCGAUGAUUAUACUCCUGUAAAUAUAGAUGGUGCUCACGCCCAAAGAGUUGGAGAUGUACAAGGACAAGAGUCAGAGUCUCAGCUCCCAACUAAAAUUAUUCUUACUGGACAGAAAACAAAAACUUUGCACAAGGAGGAGUUAAACAUGAGUAAAACUGAAAGAACUAUUCAACAGAAUAUUACGGAACAGGCUGCUGUAAUGCAGAAACGGAAAACAGAGAAGUUAAAACAAGAACAAAAAGGGCAACCCAGGACUGUUUCUCCUAGUACCAUUCGUGAUGGUCCGUCCUCUGCACCUGCUACCCCUACCAAGGCUCCAUAUUCACCAACAACUUCAAAGGAAAAGAAGAUCCGAAUAACAACUAAUGAUGGACGACAGUCCAUGGUUACACUUAAAUCUUCAACAACCUUUUUUGAACUUCAAGAAAGCAUAGCCAGAGAAUUUAACAUUCCUCCAUAUUUACAGUGUAUUCGAUAUGGCUUUCCUCCUAAAGAGUUAAUGCCACCCCAGGCAGGAAUGGAAAAGGAGCCGGUUCCUUUACAGCAUGGUGACAGAAUUACAAUAGAGAUUCUAAAAAGUAAAGCGGAAGGUGGUCAGUCUGCUGCAGCACACUCUGCCCACACUGUGAAACAAGAAGAGAUUGCUGUUACUGGUAAACUAUCCAAGGAACUUCAGGAGCAAGCUGACAAAGAAAUGUACUCCUUGUGUCUUUUAGCAACAUUAAUGGGAGAAGAUGUAUGGUCUUAUGCAAAGGGGCUUCCUCACAUGUUCCAGCAGGGUGGAGUGUUCUACAAUAUUAUGAAGAAAACCAUGGGUAUGGCUGAUGGCAAGCAUUGUACUUUUCCACAUCUGCCUGGCAAAACCUUUGUCUAUAAUGCUUCUGAAGAUAGACUGGAGUUGUGUGUGGAUGCUGCAGGACAUUUCCCCAUCGGUCCUGAUGUUGAAGAUUUAGUUAAAGAGGCUGUAAGUCAGGUUCGAGCAGAGGCUACUACAAGAAGUAGAGAAUCCAGUCCCUCACAUGGGCUAUUAAAACUAGGUAGUGGUGGAGUAGUGAAAAAGAAAUCUGAGCAGCUUCAUAACGUAACUGCCUUUCAGGGAAAAGGGCAUUCUCUAGGAACUGCAUCCAGUAACCCACACCUUGAUUCAAGAGCUAGGGAAGCCCCAGUUGUACGGAAGCAUAACACAGGGACAGACUUUAGUACUAGUUCCAUUAAAAUAGAGCCUUCUGUAUUCACAGCUGCUCCUAGUAAUAGUGAGCUUAUUCGAAUAGCUCCUGGAGUAGUUACAAUGAGAGACAGCAGGCAGCUUGAUCCUGAUUUGGUUGAGGCCCAGCGAAAAAAAUUGCAAGAAAUGGUUUCUUCUAUCCAGGCUUCAAUGGACAAGCACUUGCGGGAUCAAAGUACAGAGCAGCCACCAUCUGAUCUUCCUCAAAGGAAAGCAGAAGUUGUGAGUUCUUCUGUGAAGUCUGGGAGUCUUCAGACUGGCUUACCUGAAUCUUUUUCCUUAACUGGUGGCACUGAAAAUUUGAAUAUAGAAACAACUGAUAGCUGUGUGGCAGAGGCACUGGGAGCAGCAUUUGCCACAAGGUCAAAAGCACAAAAGGGAAAUUCAGUGGAGGAGCCUGAAGAGAUGGAUAGCCAAGAUGCUGAAAUGACAAACACAACUGAGCCAAUGGAUCACUCUUGAUUUAUUUAGAGGCUAAUAAUAAAGGCAGAAUGUUUAUUGUGAAUAUGUAACAUUUGUUGGCUGGGCCACAUAACUCAAUUAGUCAUAAAAAUCUUGUACGUAUAUAAUUCAAAGAUUAUAUCUUGUUAUUCAGUGCAUGACAGCAAGUGUGUGAUUGGCAAUAGCUUUUAAUAUACUGCUGCCCAGGCUGGCUCUGAAUUCCUAUAAAUUAGUUAUUAGAUCUGCUGAGAUGAGUUUCUUCCAUACAUGUGGUUCAUUGGAAGUUUUUGUAACUUUAAUUCCAUGAAAGUCUUAAUGUUUCAAACAUGAAAAUUCUCUUGCUAAUGUUUGAUUUCUGAAAAGGAUAGAACUGGGGGAAAUGAGAUUUUGCUAAUGUUGAUGUCAUCAAGAUAACCAUUCCACAUAUUUAUUAGAGUGUCAAAAGAUUUAUGUAAAUUUGAAGGUUAUCUGAACUAAAUUAUAUCUUAAAAUUCAUAGAAGGAUUUAUUAGAUACUGGGAUCCUGACAUUUCCGUGAACGUAAACACAUUCAUAGAGAUAUGUAUUCUUGGUGAAAAAUAUCUUGAGAAUAGAGUGUAAUGAUAUAACAUUUUGCUGAUUUAAGCAAGGCUAGGGGGAAAAUAUCUAUUCUAGAAUGAUAAAGUCAAUGUGAUUCAGUAAUGUUGCUGUCUGAGCCAACACAGCCAAUUGUGUGCUCUGUUGUUGAUAAUAUGUUACCAUUAUUUUUUUAAUCCUGGCCUGGUCAAGUACCACUGAAUUUUUUUCUUUAAUCUUGCAGAAAAGUUGAUUGCAAAGUGUGGUAGAAAAUAUGAAAAUAAUGGUAGCAGUAGUUAAUCUCUAAUUUUCAGAGUUUGUCAGAUUCACAGAGAAUUUAUAUAUAAGAAUUUAUCUUUAUGAAUGAGUUACAUUGUUCUACAAUUUUGAUCAAUGGUAUUUAAGCUUGUAUAUGCUAAAUGUCUUUGAGCCCCUUUGAACCAAAAAUGUUUCCUUUUUUCCCUUAGCAUCCAUAAAAUUUUCUUUAUUUGUUGGCUUCACUUGGAUUUGGAUGCAAAUUUUACUGCAUCAUACCCUGAUCAACUGGGCAUUUGCUUAAAUAGUGUAUUCAUCAAAUCUUUAGUGCCAGUUUCCUCAAGAAGCAGCUUUCAUGCUUAUUAUACCUUAAAGACAAAGAAUGUUUAUCCUGAGAUUGGUAUUGCACUAUUUUAUCCUAUUCUGCAAAGCUGUAUUCUGAAAUGUACAUUUCAAUCCAUCUUUUUCCUUUGUUCACUGAAAUUAAGUUGAAUUUGAAUGGAUGAAAGACAAAAUGUAUGUUAAUACAAUCUCUUAUCUAGAGCAUUCAAAGCCUGGCUGUCUCUGUUUGCACAUGUAACAGAUACAGAACUGUGUUUUCAGUCUAAGAAAAUGUUCAUCAGAAAGUAUAUUAUCAGGUGUUUCAAAAUUUCAACCUGUUGAUUCAUUAAGGAAUAUAUAUACAGUACUUUGACUUGUGUUUCCAAAGAAGGGAGGUUUUAGAUUUCUUUCUAUGAAAGUAUUUCUGACUGAAUCCACUUACUAAAUGAACUACUCCAUUUUGAAUCAGGAAAGAAUGGAGAAUCUAGACAUUUUGCAAGUGAUAUCUGAGCAAGAUAUAUAUUUGGGUUUUAUCACAUCACAUUUUAAACCAUAUUUUAUCUCUUUUCUUCUAAAUUUAGUUUCAAUGAUCUUAAUACCUAAAGAGCAGGAAAAUUUAGGACUUUUAUAUUGUGCACUCGUUUUGCAUAAAGAACUGCAGCUACCAAAUAAUUAUUUAGUUAGUAUAGGUGGCUUCUGGGUAUAAAACUAAAAAUUAAAACUACCACUAACCACUAUAAUUAUUUUGGGCUCUUUCACCCACUGAAACUGGCUUUUUCUUAUUAGUUUAAAUACAGGAAAACUGUUUAGCAAGCAGAUGCACUGCUUCCAGGUAAAUGAUAUAAUCACCUUUUCUUUAACAAAUAUUUUCUUCACCUGUGGCUUGGCAUGUUUAGUUAAUAACUGAGAAAUACACUCUCAUAGCAUAAAGUAAAAGUGUCAGGAAUAAAUUUUAUCUUCCUAUUAUAUUAAAUAUUUGCAUUUAGUCAAAUUAGAAUGCACCUGUGAACAUUAGAAGAAGGGCUUUAAACUCUGAUAACACUAUUAAUUUCUCUUGCCACAGCAAUGCUAUUUAGAAGCCAGUUAGGUAUGAAUAUUAUAAUAGUUUGGGUUCUCCCUUGAUAAAGAAUAAAAGGCUUGAUUUUGAGAGUGGUCAGAUUUUCUGAAAUUAUUUUAAAUUUGCUGAAAUUUGGGUGGAGUAACUAGUAGGUUUUGAGAAGCAGGCCAGGUAUCAUCUUCAUAAGUUUUAGAAAGAAUUUAAGUGCUUAAUUUUCAUCCUUUGUCCUUCCAUGUGGUUAUCAUAAUCAAAUACAUGACCACAGACUUCUUAUUUUUUAGUACUGCCAUUUGUGGUCACCACAACUUUGAGUUCAAGCUAGAGAUCAUAAAUCGUUAAAAUAUUUUUUUUAGCCCUAGAUGUAACAUAACCAUAACUCAAUCUUAUAAUUAAAUUCUAUUUGCGAUGUUUCACUGAAACUUAAAGUAAAAUUGUAAGUUUUUCUCUUCAGUAAUACAUUUUAUAAGUAGUCAUACCAAGUUUGAAAUGAUGACCAAAAGUCCAAGUAGAGUUGAAGAUGGUGUAUGUUUAGAAUAGUGGUAAUGACAAACUGGUUGAAAUUGAAGAAAACAAGACACUGCCAUAUAUUAUAAGCUAGAAUAUAAUGAACUCCAAGAGAAUGUUUACUCAGGAACUGGUUAAAAAGUAAGCCUAAGUUUCCCCUUUCACUAUGUUUCAAGUAUUUUGUUGGAAAAUGUUAGAAUGAAGACCUGAGAGAAAUUUAGCAAAUGCUAUUGACUGUGAAAUUUGCUUUAUAUCUUCUGAUGAUUUUUAGUUUGGUUUUCACAAUCAAGCCUACUGCUUGCAAUUAAGACAUCAAUCUGAAAUGCAUCUGUGAAUCCCAGCCACAGGUCCCUAUUGCCAUUCUUUUUAAGUAUCUAACUUGAUUUGAAAUGAGCAGACUUUUGUGUAUGGUCUCUUACCUCAGGGAAGAUCACUUGCUAGCAAUUCAUAUAUUACUAAUGACAGGUUUUUGAGAAUUGUACUGACAUCACAUGUUAGCUACUAAAUGCACAAUUUAUAACUAUUACUUUAUGGAGCUGCCUACUAAUACUGACUGCUAGUGAACAUUUUCUUAAAAAUUUAGAACUCGCUAAUUACUAAUCUUUAGCUAUGAAGUAAACUCGUAACUUCUGUCAUUAAUUAUGCUUUGAUCAAUAUAGUGACAAUAUCUAAUACUGUGUUUAUUUCAGAAUAUCAGUACAAUUUUGUCUUCAUUUUUCAAUAGGAAUUUCAGUUGGCCCACACUUAAAAUACUGCAGAGUAGAUAUUGAGAGUUUCAUGGUUCCCAAAACAAGAUCUCCAUAUUAAGAUUUUCCUAGAAGCCUUUGCAAAAUUGAAUUAAGCUGCAUUUGAUACGAAUUUAAAAUGACCUUUAUCAUAGCAGUAGUGAGAUACAUACUCUACAUAAGUUGAGUAGAUAUAUCCUACAGUUCAAGAUUAUAUAAUUUAACAAAAUUGUACAUUCUCAAGGCUCUUAACAAUAUAAGAAAUUAAUUUGCAAAAGAGAACUAUUCACUUGAAAACAUACCACAGUAGAAUGUGUACUUAAGAAAUAAAAUAACAAAGCGGAGCUAUUGUAAGAUUUAUAGUUAACUGUAAGUUCUGCCAUUCUUAAUAAUUCUUUGAGAUACUGUGUUUCAAUUCAUAUUUAAUGAUCAUUAAAUUGUGGGAAUUUUAACGUUUGUUCCAAAAUAGCAGAAAUUGUAAAAAAUUGUGAAUUAUUGGAGAAAAUGCCAUUACUUGUAUAUCUGACAUUUAAUUUUUUAAAUUAUGGAGUCUACAUGCUUUUGUAGUAUAAUAUUAAUACAAUGAUUAUUCUCUUGUAAAAGAAAAGGAAAAUUAGUAAAAAAAAAAGUUUUAGUUGAUAUUAUCUGCUUGUGAGUAUCAAUUACUUAGUAUUUAAAAUUUGAAGGUAUUGCAUAUUUUUCUUUAGAAUGCACAAGUCCCUGAGCCUUUUAUGCCUAUGAUAGGGCAAUAAAAGAGUGAAAAGGUUAUCAAUAUUUCAGGUUUAUUUGACUUUAAGAAUUAGUGCCAAGAGCUGGAGAGUCUACUUUUUGGAGAGAAAUACUCUUUAGAAUAUGUAAAAAUAAGUGGUAAUGUAAAUAUUUAGAAAAAUCACAUAGCUAGUGCUUUAAUUGCUCAAUUAAAUAGUAUAAAUGUUCUAUCAUCCCUAAGGCACUGGCUGUUACCCAUUAUUUUCUGAUUUUGUGGUUGCUGUAUAUAUUACAUUUGAGUAAUAAAUAAUUGGUAAUAGUGUAUUAUAACUAUAUAGUGUUCUACAGCACACCUCACACUGUACAGUAUUUGAAGUUUUCUUUUAUAUUAAUAAAACUAUAAGUUAAUACAUA